Ochotona curzoniae (black-lipped pika) is the source of this 565-nucleotide messenger RNA. RefSeq names its product bolA family member 3 (gene BOLA3). The record is from RefSeq and is a predicted model, not a curated record. The transcript is spliced from 4 exons. The coding region runs from base 69 to 401 and encodes 110 amino acids. Lineage: Eukaryota; Metazoa; Chordata; Mammalia; Lagomorpha; Ochotonidae.
GCACUCCGCGAUCUGCGCCUUCCCGGGUGACCUCGGCGACCUCCGGCGGCAGGCGGCGUCAGCCGGGCAUGGCGGCGUGGGGCCCGGCCGUGGCAACGCGUCUGCUCCGCGUUAUCCGCGGGCAGUUUCCUCUUGGCUGUGUCCGGCGCACAUUGGCCUCCCAGACCGAGGGGGAACUCAAAGUGACCCAGAUUCUCAAAGACAAGUUUCCUCGAGCUACAGUGAUCCAAGUCACAGACAUCUCUGGGGGUUGCGGGGCGAUGUAUGAGAUCAAAAUCGAGUCAGAAGAGUUCAAGGAGAAGAGAACCGUCCAGCAGCACCAGAUGGUGAAUCAGGCACUCAAAGACGAAAUCAAGGCAAUGCACGGCCUCCGGAUAUUCACCUCCGUCCCCCGAAGCUGACCACCCUGCCAUGUGCCUGUGCGCACCCUGCUGGUCCUACAAGAUCCUGUUCUUUCCCAGGGAUUUGCCACAGCAAGGAGUUUAUCUAUUUUGCUCAUAGAGGUUUCCAUAUUGUAACUCUAGAAGCUCUGUUGAGAGGUCAAAUAAAGGCUGCAACCACGGAA